GUUGGCGUGAUCUAAACGACGAGUGACUGUCGACGAAGCACCCCAAACGCCACUGCGUUUUUGGUCGGUGGUGCGUCCGUAACCUUCACCACUAAGCAACCAAACAAACCAUAAAUAAAUAAAUAAAAUUAAAUCACCUUUCAUUCUCUCUUCUCAUAAAACCCCAUUUCCCCAACCCAAGUCAAAUUCUCAAGUCUCAACCCAAUUCACAACCCUCUCAUUCUCUCUCUAAAACCAAUCCCCUCCUUUCUCUCUCUAAGCUGUUACAACCAUGGCCUCCACCGCCCCUCCCAUUCUCCCCAUCUCCAACGCCCAACCCGCCGGUGCCGCCUCGGCCACCGCCGUGGCAGGAGGUGAAGCUCCGGCCAACAACCCCGCCUUCCGCGCCUUCAUCAACAACCUCUCCGUCUCCCUCCGGAACGGCCUCGACCAGCGCCGCCCCUGGUCGGAGCUAACUGAUCGCUCCGCGUUCUCCAAACCCGAAUCCUUCUCCGAAGCCACGCUCCGCGUGCGCAAGAACUUCUCCUACUUCCGCGUUAACUACUACGCCGUCGUUUCGUUGAUCCUCGCCGUUUCGCUCCUCACGAAUCCUUUCUCCCUCAUUCUCCUCAUCGGCCUCCUCGCCUCGUGGACCUUCCUCUACCUCUUCCGCCCCGCCGACCAGCCUCUCGUCAUCCUCGGACGCACCUUCUCCGACUUCGAAACCCUAGCGCUCCUCUCCGCCUUCACCGUCUUCACCAUUUUCCUCACCAGCGUCGGCUCCGUCCUCGUCUCCGCUCUCAUGCUCGGCGUCGCCGUCGUUUGCCUCCACGGCGCCUUCCGCGUCCCCGAGGAUCUCUUCCUCGACGACCAGGAGAACUCUCAGGCCACCGGAUUCCUCUCCUUCCUCCGCGGUCCCGCCGUCGCCGCCGCUGCCGCUGUUCCCUCCGUCGGCGCACGCGUCUGAGCGGGGAGUCCUCAGAUCUGGCAUCGGAUAGCCUGAUCCGUUGAGUUUCGGUGCCUGAAAGCGGGAUGAAUGCGGAGAAAUGUAGUAUCUCUUUUGUUUUUUUUGGUUUAAAUUCCUUGAUCUGAUCUGUGUUGAUAAUACGUUUUAUUAUACAUAGGUGAAUAUGGAUUAUGAUUAUAUUUGUAUGGAUAAUGGAUCUCUGUUGUGCUGAUUUUAUUAUAUACAGAAUUUGCAGGUCUUAUUAAUGGAUCUGUGAGUUAUCUCAAUUUUAUUCAAGAGAUUUAUUCA
Molecule: messenger RNA, 1234 nt
Organism: Cajanus cajan (pigeon pea)
Lineage: Eukaryota; Viridiplantae; Streptophyta; Magnoliopsida; Fabales; Fabaceae
Source: RefSeq, a predicted model, not a curated record